Molecule: messenger RNA, 414 nt
Organism: Tripterygium wilfordii
Lineage: Eukaryota; Viridiplantae; Streptophyta; Magnoliopsida; Celastrales; Celastraceae
Exons: 2
Coding region: 1-369 (122 amino acids)
Source: RefSeq, a predicted model, not a curated record
AUGGCUGAAAGCUUGAGAAUCACGGUUGAAAGGAACCCAUCAGAGGCACAACUUUUAGAGUUGAACAUCAAGUGCUGGCCCAAAUGGGGUUGCUCUCCAGGGAAAUACCAACUAAAAUUUGAUGCAGAAGAGACCUGUUAUUUGUUGAAAGGGAAGUUGAAGGCAUAUCCAAAAGGGUCAUCAGAGUAUGUGGAGUUUGGAGCAGGAGAUCUUGUAAUAAUACCAAAAGGACUCAGUUGUACUUGGGAUGUCUCUGUAGCCAUUGAUAAGCACUACAAGUUUGAGUCUCAUUCUUCUUCAUCAUCUUCUUCUUCAUCUUCUAAGUGGGUUUAUAGUUUCAUCACUACUACUGAUCAAUUCAAUUGUUAAUUUCCUUUCUAAUUCUUUUAUUUUUUUAAUAUGAGUUUUAUUGUU